Molecule: messenger RNA, 2365 nt
Organism: Varroa destructor (honeybee mite)
Lineage: Eukaryota; Metazoa; Arthropoda; Arachnida; Mesostigmata; Varroidae
Gene: san
Product: Probable N-acetyltransferase san
Biological process (GO): mitotic sister chromatid cohesion
Cellular component (GO): NatA complex
Molecular function (GO): acyltransferase activity, transferring groups other than amino-acyl groups
Source: RefSeq, a predicted model, not a curated record
UCCGUAAGCAUUUUAUCAUGUUUGUUCUUGAUCCAUUUAGCUGCAGUUUUUCUUGCAAACGAAUAUAAUUAAUUCUUUUUAAAUAUGCAAACAAUGGUUUUGCAACAACGGUUAAGCCAUGCAACUGAUAAUUUAUUCUUUUUUUUUGUGUUGUUUCAGGUUUCAAUGGUCACGAAGUAUCGCCGUUAUAAAAUUAUGUUUCACGUCGAUAGCGUCUGAAAAAGGUAGCAAAUUUAAUUAUUUUCACCCAGCACCAUUGAAUAAUCACAAAUCCUAAUGUAUUAUUUCAAAACCGUUAGGCUCUAUAACAAAUAAUGACUAUUCGGGCUUUCUAGUAGCAACAUCCAAGUUUGGCGCCAGCGUACAAUCUCAGCGGACGCUUUUCAAAUGGUUUCGUUUUUUUGUUUACUACUACCCCAAACAGUACGAUAUUUUAAAAAGAACGUACGACUGCUGAUGAGUGUUUCCCGCUGAACCGAUUUGUGUGUGUCUUCCAUGAAUUUCAUUUCUGAGCAGUUGGUUAUACCUAGGCUGCUGAUGCUACAGAAGGAUUGUAUAGGGUUAUCCUGAGUAUUGCGUGGAUGGAUGCUUUAGGACUAGGCCAUAUUUUUGAAGACUGGGGUUCCGUUAGUUUUAGAAGCUCGCUGAACCCGUAAAACUAGUUGUGAAGUUAUUUCUAGCGACCGCAGCAAGACUUUUUUGUAAGCACCAUUACACGCUAAGACAACAUCACAACCAACAGGCAACGGUGGACAGAAUGCCCGAGAAAACUGAAAAGCUACAUCGCAUCGAAUUAGGGGCGGUGACGCCACAUAAUUAUCGCCAGCUAAAGGUUCUAAACAGCGUUGUUUUUCCAGUUAUCUACAACGAUAAAUUCUACCAGAAUGUUCUUGAGGUAGGAGACUUAGCCCGUUUAGCAUACUGUAACGACAUCGUAGUGGGGGCGGUUUGCUGUCGCGUUGAUAAAACUGAGAUGGGUCAACGUCGUCUGUACAUUAUGACCCUAGGUUGUCUUGCACCUUAUAGGCGACUUGGCAUCGGGACGAAGUUACUAAAACAUGUGCUCGAAUACGCUAAGAAAGAUGGAAAUUUUAAUUCAAUUUACUUGCACGUUCAAGUCCAGAACGACUGCGCGUUAAAAUUCUACGACAGAUUUGACUUUAAGGUGGUCGAUACGAUGCAAAACUACUACAAGCGAAUCAAACCGGCCGACGCACACGUACUUCAGAAGUCGUUAAAUCCAGUCGGAAGUGAAGCGACAAAUGGUCACUAGUAAAAUGUAGCUACAGUCUGUAUUGUGCGGAUACAGUCGGUUAAGUCUAACGAAAUAGAGGAAAGACUUCCAAUUUAAGAUGCUCAUGUCUAAUCAUCGUUACGGCGAGCUGUGCUACUUGUUACCACUGAUUGGAGAAAAUAAAUAUUGUUAACAAACAUAAUUAUCUGUCCAGAUAGAAAUGACACGGUUACCCUUCGAAGCUGAUUGCAUUUUACCACGUCAGGCUAAGUCGCGAGUAUUCUCUGGCGGCCAUUGCAGUGAGGCUGGCCUCACUGUAGUUAGAACAGAAUAAUUACUAUUAUUAGUAUCCCAUGUAUAUCAGUUGGCUGCCCUAUUGUUUACGCAGUUUAGCUGUGAAAUUGAUAUAAACACGUUCACACUUGUGUAAACACUGAAUGCUAGCAGCUACUGGAAGCUGUCAGAAUGCGUAAAACCAGCUAUAUAAAGGCAUGACCAGUGACGAUGUGUAAGGACUACACGAUGAUUAGGCAGUGUAUUCGAGUCUUGAUUGAUGUAGGAAGGUUGAAGAGCUAGGCAGAUGUGAAUAAUGUGUAUGGUGUGAAUUCAACAUAAUAUGCGUAAUGAUGGGAACAGUAAAAAUACGGUAUGGAACAUAUUAUCUUACUGAAUACGGGUAAGUCAUCUAUCGUGGGGGUAUUUCUUUCCCCGCUAGACUCCUCGGUCGUGAACACCUGGGCUAACGCGUUUUAGGUUGUUACGACAAUGCCCAUCAUAUCGAACGAUUUGAAAUAAUGGUAGAAUGAAUUAGAAAAGGUAGAAAUAACGGGUUGUAAGAGCUGAUUUUGUAUUCCAAAAAAGUAAUUUCAUAAAAUGAUGGCCUUCUUCCUUGUGAACUGUUCUAUUGGGAAAGUAUGUCGUCCAAAUAAAUGAAUGACUGAAGCGCCGAUCAACAGGCGCAUGAGAAGCAGCAAAAAGAUGUUUUGAGGUAAAGUUCUCUUGGUAGAAGUAGGACAGCUGCUACUAAUCGUUGAGUCACUGACAAUAAGUCAUCCUAUUGAAGGCUUUGGGUAUAAAGCUGAGUUGUUUUUCUAAUAAAAGCGACCGAAAUAAUCGCAUAUUUUAUGCUAA